Messenger RNA from Acaromyces ingoldii, 952 nucleotides. RefSeq lists its product as hypothetical. The transcript is spliced from 5 exons. Bases 102 to 896 code for a protein of 264 amino acids. Gene Ontology annotation, cellular component: signal peptidase complex; membrane. NCBI's taxonomy places the organism in Eukaryota, Fungi, Basidiomycota, Exobasidiomycetes, Exobasidiales, Cryptobasidiaceae. Gene Ontology annotation, biological process: protein targeting to ER. The record is from RefSeq and is a predicted model, not a curated record.
GUCAACUUUGAAAACAACAGGCGACGACAACAUCGGCGACGAUAAAGCUCGAGCCUUUCGCCGCCGCCGACGCUGUCUAACAAGCCUGCUGGCUGCAUAUCAUGGCAAGCGAAAAGAAGCAGCUGCAAGACACGGGCGAUCUGCCUCCUGCCGAGGACAGGAUCUACGUCGACAACAGCAACAUUUCCGAGCUCAAGUCGACAUGCGAUGACGCCGUCGAGAGGAUUCUGACGCGGUCAUCUCCGUCUGCUUCGUUGGCUCCUGCAUCGGGUGCAACGCCCACAAAUGGCGCCUCUUCGCCUGUUUCGGCUUCGUCUCCUUCCUCGUCUACUUCUUCCCUGCCGAGGGCGCCCACUGACAGCUCUGAGCCCUUUCCGCCCUUCAAGGCCUCUCACUUUCACACCGAUCUCCGUCUCGCUCUGGGCUACACGGCGGCCGUUGUAAUGAUUGGGACGAGCGUGUGGUCGUACUUUGUCGAGAAGGAGUGGGAGAAAAACAAGUGGCCCUGCGCAGUCGCCGUCGUCAUCUACAUUGUCCUGUCAGGGGUUCAGACGGCCGACGCAUACAUGCAAGGACACACGAUCUUCAUUGGCAAGCGCAAGAUGCUGGCAAAGAGGAUCGAGACGGAAAGGCUUGUCAUUGCCUCUCCUCCGCUCCCAAAACCGGUCACGGCCGCGACACCCUCCGCCGAUGGCAAGCGCUGGACUACACCUCCGGUCUACAGCUUGCAUGUCGACUAUACCCGAAAGAGCAAUGGCGGCAAAAGCCUACUGAGGGAGGCAAAGGAAAAAGUUGAGCUGGGCCACAUGGGCGAAUGGUUCACCGAGGAAGGUGAAUUUGUCGAGUCGAUUUUCCAGGCAAGACUGCUCGCUGGGCUGGAGAAGGCGUUUGGAUAGUGUUCACGAUUGUAGUUUUAAUACAUCGCCCGAGGAGAACAGAAAAAAAAAGAGAG